AUGAGAACACCGCCGACCGAAAAUCCAGCUCUAGCAGGUGCAAUGGGAGGAGGGCAAUACACGAUGUUCCCAGGAACGAAGAAGCAAAAAGCGGAUCGUAGUGACAAAGCCGAGGGAAAAGAUCGGCGGAGAAGAAAAUCUGAUUUGAGAUCGUGGAGGACAAAUGCGUUGGAAGCGAUCCCUAGUGAUGUGUCGUUCCUCGGCUAUUACGAUGACGCUCGGCUACAGGAAAUGGCCGAGACUAUGCGAUCAGAAGCUGCCGACAAGCAGAAUAAUCAAAUAUGCUAG
This is a messenger RNA of Cooperia oncophora, 288 nucleotides long. The record is from the annotation of a GenBank genome assembly. NCBI's taxonomy places the organism in Eukaryota, Metazoa, Nematoda, Chromadorea, Rhabditida, Trichostrongylidae.